AUGUCUUCCCAAGUAGCAGAGGGCAUAAACGCGCGUAUCGAUAUUGACACUGCAUCCAACACUGGGAAAAUGAACACGACCAAAGAUUUCGACGAAAAGGAAUAUUUGAAUCAUGGAGGUGAUGACGACACCUUGAAUAAGUCCGUAAUAAAUGUCGAAAAACAUUUGAAGAAGCUUCACGUUGACCAUAGGCCAUUGUUAGACAAUAAACUAACUCCAUUUUUACCCGAUCAACUCUCCGAGAUUACGAGCGAAUCGGACACUGAGUCGGAUACUGAUAGCACAAAUUUGUUGGAAGACCUUUCACCUAGAGCCGCAGAUGAGCCAUCAUUCUCAAGGCCAUCUUCUUGUAUUUUUGUCGCUAGUUUGGCCGCCAGUUUGACAGACUCGGAACUCAACGCGUCUGUGACCAAAGAGUUCAAUAAAUACGGCAAAAUCAUAUCGGUAAAAGUGCUACGUGACCCAGCAAACAGACCAUAUGCCUUUGUGCAAUAUGCAUCAGACGAAGAUGCUUUGAACGCUUUGUCUCAAGCUCAGGGAACAACUUUGAAUGACAGGAACAUUCGUUGUGAAAGAGCUAAAGUAAACCGUACUGUCUUUAUAUCUUCCAGCUUCACUAACCCUCUAGAGAGCAAGUUAACCGCUGAAAAUGUGAUAGAAUUGAUGAGUAAGUUUGGCGAGUUGGAACAGGUAGUCCCUAGCAGAGAUCAAAUGUACAAAAAAAACUACUACCCUCUAGAAGUUGCCAGUUCGUGGUUUGUCCAAUAUGCUUACCGUGAUGACGCUAUCAGAGCUUAUUUGCAAAUGAAGCUGAACUAUGACUACAUGGUGGAAUGGGCGCAGAACGUAGAGGUCCCUCCAAGGUUCAAUCUUCUUCUUUCAAAAGCUAAGAUUGGCGAAUUGGAAAGACUUGAAAGAGAAAGGCUUGGUAAACAGCCAAUUUUUAUUGAUAACAAGUCCAUCUUCAUUGGCCAAUUGAAUUUCAAAGUCACUAAACCGCUCCUAUUGGAAAGAUUUUCUAAAUAUGGAGAAAUCGAGACAUGCAACUUGAUUCAUAAGCAGGAACAAGGCAAGUGCUUUGCGUUUAUCAAAUACAAAGUCGCAGCUUCCGCGGCUACUGCAUUGGAAAGGGAAAACCACUCUGUUUUCAUGGAUAAGAUUUUGCAUGUUCAAAUAAGAGAAGUUUCCAACUCUAGGAGAGGUUCGGUGGAUUCUAGUAAAUCUUUCCAAGGCCCACAGCUAAACUUAGCACCUCCUCCAUUGAACAUCGGCAGAAGAGCCAGCACUGGAUCUUUCAACAAGAUAAUGUAUCCAUUACCAGCCCACUUACAAUCUAAUAUUCCAUCACCAUAUGUUUACGCAUCGAUGCAAGAGCCUAGAAGAAACACUAUAAAUGCAGGGUCACCAACGUAUCGCACUACUCCACCGAACUUUAAUCAUGGUGGGGAUCCACAAAGUUAUUAUAAUGAACGUAAUCACCAUAGUCACCAUUAUUAUGGUUCCAAAAACAAGACAUACGCAACAAAGGCAGGUAAUGACGUUGACGAAGAGCGCACAGCUCCUGAAGGGGGCAUGUACUCUCGUAAAAACCAGUUUGAUAAAAAAAUCUCUAAUGACAACGAACAAAACACCAUCGAAGAAGAAGAGGACAACGACUAUGAAAAUGAUGAAGAGCGCGAAGCUGAUGAAACACCUUUCUUAGAACAUGAGUCCAAUUCUUCUUACACCACAUUCAGUGCAGGCACUGGGACCUUUCCCAAACAUAACAAUAGUAACAAUACUAACUAUGGUAAGUACCAUGGUCAUAAGUGGCGUAGAAACAUUGAUGGUUUAAGAUUGAAUAGGAUGGAUCCUAACUUUUAUUACGGACCUCCAUUGUACUAUUCUAUGGAAUAUUGUCCACCAUCUGGCGGUCCUGUCGUCCCUCCACCUUCACAUAUAAUGCAGGCUCCAGGAACUCACUUGACAGGGCACGGACCACCAUCACAGCAUUCUCCUUUCUUCUAUUACUUUCCAAUGCCUCCUCCAACACCCACAUUCACCAACCCUUUCCCACACGAUCACUCAGGAGGAUUCAAUUACAUGGAUAAGCCAGCCCCUACUCAUGAUAAAGAAGAGUUAGAGUAUUGA
Kluyveromyces marxianus DMKU3-1042 is the source of this 2130-nucleotide messenger RNA. It is a transcript of the gene RIM4, whose product is annotated as Rim4p. The record is from RefSeq and is a predicted model, not a curated record. The coding region runs from base 1 to 2130 and encodes 709 amino acids. Lineage: Eukaryota; Fungi; Ascomycota; Saccharomycetes; Saccharomycetales; Saccharomycetaceae. The transcript has a single exon. Gene Ontology annotation, molecular function: RNA binding.